Messenger RNA from Leptosomus discolor (cuckoo roller), 597 nucleotides. Lineage: Eukaryota; Metazoa; Chordata; Aves; Leptosomiformes; Leptosomidae. The record is from RefSeq and is a predicted model, not a curated record.
GGAUCAGAAGAGGCCAAAGCGUUUGUGAAUGCCUUCCUGAAGCAUAGCAUGCCGAAAAUGAAAGAUGAAGCUAUCCAGGAUAUAUUAACUCGGAAAGCUGUAGUUCUUGAGCAUUAUUCAAAAAAAAAGACAAAGCAAAAGAGGAAGAAAACAAAAGGUUUUACUGCCAAGCAAAGGCGAGAAAUGCGUCUUUUUGAAAUCGAACCCGAACAGCGAAGAUACGCCAUCUUUCUACCACUACAUGAACUCUGGAAGCAGUAUAUCAGAGACCUGUGUCAUGGGCUUAAACCAGAUGCGCAACCACAUGUGGUUCAGAGCAAACUGCUGAAAGCUGAUCUCCAUGGAGCUAUUGUUACAGUCACAAAAUCAAAGUGCCCCUCCUACGUUGGGAUAACAGGAAUAAUUCUACAGGAAUUUAAACAUGUCUUCAAAAUUAUUACUAAAGAGGACAAAUUAAAAGUUGUCCCUAAACUUAACAGCGUAUUUAGUGUGGAGAUUGAUGGAUUCAUUUCCUACAUCUAUGGAAGCAAGUUCCAGCUUAGAGCAAGUGAGAGAUCUGCAAAAAAAUUCAAGUUGAAAGGAAGUAUUGACCUGUGA